Molecule: messenger RNA, 483 nt
Organism: Penicillium brasilianum
Lineage: Eukaryota; Fungi; Ascomycota; Eurotiomycetes; Eurotiales; Aspergillaceae
Source: the annotation of a GenBank genome assembly
AUGCUGCCUGCCCGAAUCACGAUCGAAGUAACCUUCCCACUGAUCACUGUUCUGGAAAUCAUCCAACUCCUGAGGAUGGGCAAAGCCUUUUCCACCACGAUUCGACUUGAACCAUGUCCGACCAAGAAAGCCAAUGAUUGCGACACUGACAAUAACCACACCGACGGAGUAUCCAACGAGCACUCCCUUAGACGCGUACGACCAACGGAGGUCGAUACCACCAUCGAUGAUAGCGAGAAGGACCACGAUGAGCCCGAGGUAGCGAUGCACAACUUCAAAUACGGACGCGAAUUUGAUCAUGAUACCGAUAAAGGCGACGCGGCACGAAAUGGUCUGAUUGAUCCAGUGCCAGCGUACACUCUUGGCAUAGACGCGGAGGAGGAUAGCCCCGAAUGGGAAAAAGAGGAUGAGCGCGCCGCAGAGGCAGAGAGCGUGGAAGAUGCUGGGCCAGCUGCUGUCGGUCUGGAACUCUUCGCCUUUUGA